UGGUGGGGAAAGCUGACACCACAGGGGAGAGCUAGCAACCUAGUGCCCUGGCGGCAGGCAGCGAGGGCUGCAGGCUCCUCUUCCUGGGACAGAAGGUGGAUCCUAAUUCAAGUAGCCCUGGGCUGCCUUUGCCGGCCGCUGGCUGUGUGACCCUGGGCAUGCUCUUGCCACUUACCUGUGUAAUGAAGCUGUUGGUCAGAGGGUUCUGGUAGGAUCACGGAGGUGGAGGAGGGCUCACCCAAGGCCUGUCACAGAACAGUGCUCAGUGACUAGGAUGGUGUUAAUACUAUAUGGGCCCUUUCUCUAACCUGUCUCACCUCUGUCCCAGGGUCCAAGAGGACCAGGCACUCCAUCCAUCUCUGGGGACAGAACCAGGGUCCAAAAUCUACUCCACACGAUAUAUCUGCCAGUGGGCGUUGUGUAUGCCACCAUUUGGGCCUCAGUUUCCUCAUCAGGCACUCACUUGCCUGCCCUCCCUCUAUCUCCCCCUCCCUCCUCUGAGUGUGUGUGUGUGUGUACAUAGUGGACCCAGUAAAUGUUGGCUGGAUGGCACUGGCUUUGGGAGGAACCAGCCCUGUUCUAUCAGUGUCUGCUCUGGAACUCCCCUCCUGUCCAGUGUCACUGCUGAUGUCCUAGCACAGGUUGCCUCCCUGAUUGCAGGAGCUCUGUCCCCUGGGCCCACUUCCUUCUCCACCACGCCCGAGGCGGGCCCUGAAGCUACCUGCCCAACACCCAGGCAAGGACAGAUGGAAGAUUGAGAUCAGGUGCUACAAAUGUCAGGUGGAACUACCUGCCAGGCUGUCCUCUCACUGUCCUUCAUCCUGCCCACUGCUGGCUGAUGGAACCUCACCCCUGCUCUGGGCUUCAGCCAGGCCCUCGGCAGGCAGACAUUGUAUGUCAUCCCGCGGCACUCCACGGCUGCUCUUUGGGCCAUCAUCCUCAGCUGACUAGGGCUUCCUUCCAUUGCUCAGGUGUAGAAGAGGAGUGAGCAUAGAAAGCUGAUCCCAUGCCCCAGGAAGGAGGAAAGAUAGAGCAGGCAAGUAGGUAAAAGGAACGGGCCUCUGGGUGCUUGCAUGGCCUGGUGCACACCAAGGGUAGAGACCAAGGCCCCUGUGUCUCUCCAGGAGGCGGCAUGCGUCAUCUCAAGCUUAGACUUGUGAGUCUGAGGACCAUGUGAUGCACUGGGUCCCUUUGCAGGAGGACUUAAAGGGACUUAAAGGACUUAAAGGGAGGACUUAAAGCACACCUUGGGAUAGCCAUACUAAGGUGAGGCAGCCACUCGGAACCAGGAAGUUCUUAAAGAUGUGUACACAUGGCUUCCAGUAGUCAAAAGACUUCUCUUAGCCUAAGCCUCUUACUGCAUCCCCCAAGUUAAGACAUGAACACUCUGUCCUGGGGGUAGGCAUGCCUUUCCAAGUUUUCCAAAGCCUGGUUUCCCAAACCCAAGGUUGGGGUUGAGUGUAAGGAUUUUAUCAGCACUGAGAUCUUUACAAACUACCUAAGUUUAUUAUUUUUGCUCAGCUGCACUGUAUCCCAGGAAAGGACCCCAACUGUUGCAUGUUGGGGCAAGAGGAAGGCAUAUGAGAGAGAAAGGCCUUAAGGCCCUGUAGUCUACCCAGGUAGGGUCUGACUCCCAGAUUGUCUUGUUUUCAUUUCUGGCAAGGCAGAUGAAGCCCUUUAGGGCAGGUCUGUGUUGGUUCUGGUGCUUGGGCAUGUGAAUCCUUACCUCCUGAAAACUCCUGGGGUAGAAUUUAGGGAGUCCUAGCUGAGAACAGUAUCUGCCUUCAGUAGCUCUAAGCCUGGGCUCCCCUGCUCUUCCUGGUACCUGCAAGCUCUGACCUCCUCAUCCCCAGCACCUAGAGUGUCCCUUCUUUGCUCACAGGAUACAGCUGUACUUCAUCUUGGCUCAGGUCCUGACAUCCCCAGUCUCUAUGCCCAACAGCCCCUGGCAUGGAGACCUUCUUUAGGAAGCAUUUCCAGCGAAAGGCACCCAGUCCUGGAGAGAGGCAGCGGCGGUCCAGUGGCGUGGGGCUGCCCACAGGCAAGGCUCGCCGCCGCUCCCCUGCAGGGCAGGCCUCCUCUUCACUGGCCCAGAGACGCCGCUCCAGUGCACAGCUCCAGGGCUGUCUUCCCAGCUGCGGGUUGAGCACCAGAGGUGCCAGCCGCAGGCGCUCCAGCACUGCGCCCCCUGCCUGCAACCCCCGCUUCGUGGUAGAUAUGGUGCCCACCCCACAGCCUGCCACUAUUGGAGCCCAGCUUCUGGGUGCACCCCUGCUGUUGUCUGGGCUCCUGAGCAUGAAGGAGGAGGAGGAAGAAGGGGCCCAGGAGGGAGAUGAGGCAGCUGGGGCAUCAAGUGAUGCCAAGACAGGUACCAGGACAAGGCCCUCCUCACACCAGGGUACCUGGCCAUUGCUUCCCGUGGCCCGCUGCCUGCGCCGAGCCUCCUGCCAUCUUCUCCCUGCUGAUGGUCACACUCUUUGGGGCCUUCAUGGGCACUAUCGCCGCCUCAGCCAACGGUGGCCAUCAGGCCAGAACCCUGGUCUUGGGGGCCGAAGUCAGAGAGCCUUGGGCACUGCAGCAGGCCCCUUGGUACCGGCCUGUGUGCGCCCGCUGUCUCGCAGGCGCCAGGUAGCUCUAAGGCGGAAGUCAGCUGGACCACAGCCCUGGAACACCCUGCUUAUGAAAGCCAUCACCAAGUCGGGCCUCCAGCACCUGGCACCCCCUCCUCCCACGCCUGGGACCCUGUGUGGUGAAUCUGAGCGGCAGAUCCGGAGCACUGUGGACUGGAGUGAGUCAGCAGCGUAUGGGGAGCACCUCUGGUUUGAGACCCACGUGUCCGGUGACUUCUGCUAUGUGGGGGAGCAGUACUGUGUAGCGAAGAUGCUGCAGAAGUCAGUGCCCAGAAGAAAGUGUGCAGCCUGCAAGAUCGUGGUGCAUACCCCAUGCAUCGAACAGCUGGAGAAGAUCAAUUUCCGCUGUAAGCCAUCCUUCCGUGAAUCAGGCUCCAGGAAUGUUCGUGAGCCAACCUUCGUAAGACACCACUGGGUCCACAGGCGACGCCAGGAUGGCAAGUGUCGGCACUGUGGGAAGGGCUUCCAGCAGAAGUUCACCUUCCACAGCAAGGAGAUCGUGGCCAUCAGCUGCUCCUGGUGCAAGCAGGCGUACCACAGCAAGGUGUCCUGCUUCAUGCUGCAGCAGAUCGAGGAGCCCUGCUCCCUGGGCGUGCAUGCAGCUGUGGUCAUCCCGCCCACCUGGAUCCUGAGGGCCCGGAGGCCCCAGAACACCCUCAAGGCCAGCAAGAAGAAGAAGAGAGCAUCCUUUAAGAGGAGAUCCAGCAAGAAAGGACCUGAGGAAGGCCGCUGGAGACCCUUCAUCAUCAGGCCUACCCCAUCCCCCCUCAUGAAGCCCCUGCUGGUGUUUGUGAACCCCAAGAGUGGGGGCAACCAGGGCGCUAAGAUCAUCCAGUCUUUCCUGUGGUAUCUGAAUCCUCGACAAGUCUUUGACCUGAGCCAGGGAGGACCCAGGGAAGCACUGGAAAUGUACCGAAAAGUACAUAAUUUGAGGAUUCUGGCUUGCGGGGGUGAUGGCACGGUUGGCUGGAUUCUCUCCACCCUGGACCAGCUGCGCUUAAAACCACCGCCCCCUGUGGCCAUCCUGCCCCUGGGCACUGGCAAUGACCUGGCCCGAACCCUCAACUGGGGUGGGGGUUACACAGAUGAGCCUGUGUCAAAGAUCCUUUCCCAUGUAGAGGAGGGGAAUGUGGUACAGCUGGACCGCUGGGACCUCCGAGCUGAGCCCAACCCUGAGGCAGGACCUGAGGAACGAGAUGAUGGAGCCACCGACCGGCUGCCCCUGGAUGUCUUCAACAACUACUUCAGUCUGGGCUUUGAUGCCCACGUCACCCUGGAGUUUCAUGAGUCUCGAGAAGCCAACCCAGAGAAGUUCAACAGCCGCUUUCGGAACAAGAUGUUCUAUGCUGGGACGGCCUUCUCUGACUUCCUGAUGGGCAGCUCCAAGGACUUAGCCAAACACAUCCGAGUGGUGUGUGAUGGAACGGACCUAACCCCCAAGAUUCAGGACCUGAAACCCCAGUGCAUCGUUUUUCUGAACAUCCCCAGGUACUGUGCAGGCACCAUGCCCUGGGGCCACCCUGGAGAGCACCAUGACUUUGAGCCUCAGCGGCAUGAUGAUGGCUACCUCGAGGUCAUUGGCUUCACCAUGACAUCCUUGGCAGCGCUGCAGGUGGGUGGGCAUGGCGAGCGCCUGACCCAGUGCCGAGAGGUUCUGCUCACCACUGCCAAGGCCAUCCCCGUGCAGGUGGACGGCGAGCCCUGCAAGCUCGCAGCGUCACGCAUCCGGAUCGCCCUGCGCAACCAGGCCACUAUGGUGCAGAAGGCCAAGCGCCGGAGUGCCGCCCCACUGCACAGCGAUCAGCAGCCAGUUCCUGAGCAGCUAAGGAUCCAGGUGAGCAGGGUCAGUAUGCACGACUAUGAGGCCCUGCACUACGACAAGGAGCAGCUCAAGGAAGCCUCUGUGCCUCUGGGCACUGUGGUGGUCCCUGGAGACAGCGACCUAGAGCUCUGCCGCGCCCACAUCGAGAGACUCCAGCAGGAGCCUGAUGGCGCUGGGGCCAAGUCCCUGACAUGCCACCAACUAUCCUCCAAGUGGUGUUUCCUGGAUGCCACCACUGCCAGCCGCUUCUACAGGAUCGACAGGGCCCAGGAGCACCUCAACUAUGUGACGGAGAUUGCCCAGGACGAGAUUUAUAUCCUAGACCCUGAGCUGCUGGGGGCAUCAGCCCGGCCUGACCUUCCCACCCCUACCUCCCCACUCCCUGCUUCCCCCUGCUCCUUGACACCCGGCGCUUCCAAGAUUUCUCAUUCAUUGUUUGGCUGGUGUCUGAGCUUGGAUGUGAGCCCGACAAGGCCAAAGUCUCAUCUAUCUAGCUCCCUGCUUGUACCCCACAGUGUGCGGUCACUGCAGGGGGAUGCCGCACCGCCUCAAGGUGAAGAGCUGAUUGAAGCUGCCAAGAGGAAUGACUUCUGCAAGCUCCAGGAGCUACACCGGGCAGGAGGUGACCUCAUGCACAGGGACCAGCAGAGCCGAACACUCUUGCAUCACGCAGUCAGCACUGGUAGUAAGGAGGUGGUCCGCUAUCUGCUGGACAAUGCGCCACCAGAGAUCCUUGAUGCUGUGGAGGAGAACGGGGAGACCUGUCUGCACCAGGCCGCCUCCCUGGGCCAGCGCACCAUCUGCCACUACAUUGUGGAAGCUGGGGCCUCCCUCAUGAAGACAGACCCCCAGGGCGACACUCCCCGGCAGCGAGCUGAGAAGGCUCAAGACACAGAGCUAGCUGCCUACCUGGAAAACAGACAGCAUUACCAGAUGAUCCAGCGAGAGGACCAGGAGACGGCUGUGUAGUUAAGGGGACCAUGGAUCAACGAGGGACACUACCAGAGGACGAGAGCUCUCCUUGGCCACCUCACUGCCACAUUCCUGUCAGGCGGCUAUGGGGGGACCCUGCCCAGGGAAGGAGCCCCGUGCCACCCCCUGAGAAGACGCUCAGUAGGGCUGGACUCUCAAGGAGCUGGACUCUGACCUGUCCCUGGUUUCAUGGGGCACAGGAAACAGGCUAGGCUGGCAGGGUCCCUUCAGGGGCAGCCUCCCCUUCCCCACAGCAGAUGGAAGGGCUGGACGGAGCUCAGCGUCAAGGACUGCUCUCAGCAGGAUGUUCGCAAGCCACCUGGUCCUGCGGGCUGGAGGCUUCUGGGUGCCUGCCCCUUCUCUCUUGACCCACCCACCCUGGGCCUCUCAGAAUCUCAAGAGCCUGCUGUAUUCACUUGCCCGAUGCCCUGCUUGGCACCUUCCCCGAUGACCCUCCGGAGUCAUGUACCCAGUCAUUUCAUUUCGGACUGUAUGGCCUGGGGUGGGGGUGGGCCCCCACGGUGGCUUGUUUACAGCUGGGUGUGACUCAGUAAAGUGAAGUUUUUUUCCUUU
Meriones unguiculatus (Mongolian gerbil) is the source of this 5997-nucleotide messenger RNA. RefSeq names its product diacylglycerol kinase zeta (gene Dgkz). Gene Ontology annotation, molecular function: ATP-dependent diacylglycerol kinase activity; protein binding. The record is from RefSeq and is a predicted model, not a curated record. The transcript has 32 exons. Gene Ontology annotation, cellular component: nucleus. Gene Ontology annotation, biological process: diacylglycerol metabolic process; intracellular signal transduction; lipid phosphorylation. Bases 1951 to 5421 code for a protein of 1156 amino acids. Lineage: Eukaryota; Metazoa; Chordata; Mammalia; Rodentia; Muridae.